GCAGUCGUGCCUAAAUUAGCUCUGCCCUCCUCAGCUCUCACAACGCUCUUGUUUUCAUAGUAGUGGAAUGAAAUGCCAUAGCAAGAGUAACACGCUAAAAAAAUAGUAUUUUUCUUCCUAAAUUGCCUCAUCUAUGGAGAAUUCCUUUGCUGAACACCACAUCAAAGGGAUCUUCCACAUUUAAAAGAGGAAUCAUGCUGAAGAAGGAGGGGAAGGCCCAAUCUUACACUGAAACACUGGAUGGAGGAUGGGGAUGGAUGAUUGUGCUUCAUUUUUUCCUGGUAAAUGUGUUUGUGAUGGGAAUGAUCAAGACUUUUGCAAUUUUCUUUGUGGUCUUUAAAGAAGAGUUUGAAGGCACUUCAGAACAAACUGGUUGGAUUGGAUCCAUCAUGUCAUCACUUCGUUUUUCUGCAGGUCCCCUGGCUGCCAUUAUUUGUGACAUACUUGGAGAAAAAACUACCUCCAUUCUUGGGACUCUCCUUGUUACUGGUGGAUAUAUGAUCAGCAGCUGGGCUACAAGUAUCCCCUUUCUUUGUGUGACUAUGGGACUUUUACCUGGAGUGGGUUUUGCUUUCUUGUACCAAGUAGCUGCUGUGGUAACUACCAAAUACUUCAAAAGACGAUUAGCUCUUUCUAUAGCUAUUGCCCGUUCUGGAAUGGGACUGACGUUUCUGUUGGCACCUUUUACAAAAUUCCUGAUAGACCUAUACGACUGGACAGGUGCCCUUAUAUUAUUUGGAGCAAUUGCAUUGAAUUUGGUACCUUCUAGUAUGCUCUUAAGACCCAUCCAUAUCAAAAGCGAGAACAAUUCUGAUAUUAAAGGUAGCAGUUUGUCUGCAGGUAGUCCAGAGGAACUGUGUGGGACAGAAACAUCAUACUGCGAUGAGACACAAGAGUUUACCAUCAAGGACAGUACUAUGCAGAAAGCUGGGCAACCUGUUAAAAGUUUAAUAGUCUCACUAAAUAAAAGUGAAGAGUUCAACAAUAGGCCUAACAGGAACAGACUGUCACUAAUAAGUAAUGAAGAAAGUUACCAGAAAAAGGCUAUUUCAUGGAGCUGCAAACAAAAACUCUAUAUUUCUCUCUUUGGGAAUCCUUUCUUCUACAUAUUUACCUGGUCUUUUCUCCUCAGUCAGUUAGCAUAUUUCAUCCUUACCUUUCACCUGGUAGCCAGAGCCAAAACACUGGGGAUUGAAAUCAUGGAUGCCUCCUACCUCGUUUCUGCAGCUGGUAUCAUUGAGGCAGUCAGUCAGAUUAUUUCUGGAUGGGUUGCUGAUAAAAACUGGAUCAAGAAGUAUCAUUACUACAAGUCUUACCUCAUUCUCUGUGGCAUCACUAACCUGCUUGCUCCAUUAGCCACCACAUUUCCACUACUUAUGACCUACACCAUCUUCUUUUCCAUUUUCGCUGGUGGUUACCUGGCACUAAUAAUUCCUGUAGUGGUUGACCUUUCUAAGAAUUCUGGAGUACACAGGUUUUUGGGCUUUGCUGGUUUCUUCGCUGGAAUGGCUGUCCUUUCUGGACCACCUGUAGCAGGCUUGUUAUAUGAUUAUACCCAGACAUAUACCGGCUCUUUCUACUUCUCUGGCACAUGCUAUCUCCUCUCCUCAGUUUCCUUUUUCUUUGUACCACUGGCUGAGAGAUGGAAAAACAAACAGUUCAAACAGAAAGAAAGAGGACUACAAUCAAGUGAGAGCUUUAAAAAAGAAAACCUAAACUAAUAGCAUCAAUAGCUUGGAAGAAAAGUUUCCUCAUUUGUAAAAUGGAAAAGUAAACCAGAUGGUUUUUAAGGUUCCUUCUUCCUUUAGCAUCCUGAGGAAUGUCUAAUGUCUAAUGUACUAGCAACAAAUUGUUAGUAUUUAAUCAGAUAGGCUAAAAUUUUAAUCAGUUGAAACAACUAUCUAAGGUAUUAAAUGAAAAUCAGAGUGAAAAUAAAUUAAUCCAAACUCUCAAUUGUGCCAUAGUAAUUCAGUCACAAAAAUAUGUGAAAAUGGAAACCAUUUUUCUUAAAGAAGUAUUAAAUAUAGCCAUUGAUUGACUAGAACUCUGGAAUCUUAGUGAAUAUUAAAAACCUUGCUUAGUGACUGGGAUAGCACCCCCCCACACACACAAAGUUUAUCUUUGUUUACUGAUUACAGGUAAUCCUUGUUUUCUUUUGAUUACUGUUUCUUAAAUUUCUGUAAUAAGCAUGUAUUG
Molecule: messenger RNA, 2196 nt
Organism: Galeopterus variegatus (Sunda flying lemur)
Lineage: Eukaryota; Metazoa; Chordata; Mammalia; Dermoptera; Cynocephalidae
Gene: SLC16A4
Product: solute carrier family 16, member 4
Exons: 9
Coding region: 195-1721 (508 amino acids)
Biological process (GO): transmembrane transport; monocarboxylic acid transport
Molecular function (GO): monocarboxylic acid transmembrane transporter activity
Source: RefSeq, a predicted model, not a curated record